Megalops cyprinoides (Indo-Pacific tarpon) is the source of this 2933-nucleotide messenger RNA. RefSeq names its product GTPase HRas-like. Gene Ontology annotation, biological process: Ras protein signal transduction. Gene Ontology annotation, molecular function: GTPase activity; GTP binding; GDP binding. Lineage: Eukaryota; Metazoa; Chordata; Actinopteri; Elopiformes; Megalopidae. The transcript has 6 exons. Gene Ontology annotation, cellular component: plasma membrane. The record is from RefSeq and is a predicted model, not a curated record. Bases 251 to 820 code for a protein of 189 amino acids.
UGCUAUGUAAUGUUCGUUACGUCCUGAGCUAACCGGGAGCAACUAGUAAAUGCUUAGUGAGUGGGGAAUUUUCCAGUGAAAGUACUGCAAGGACGAGAGGUAGACAUAAGACGGACCCGAAACCCGAACCACUGGAUUUUUAUUGCUGGUGUUGCUUUAUGUUAUUGACUACGCUCUCUGUCCCCGAAGACCACAUCGCCUUUGCCAAUUAAGAGAACGCAGUUUGCCAGGCCAGACCGGGGCAGUGAGGAUGACGGAGUACAAGCUGGUUGUGGUGGGAGCUGGAGGUGUGGGCAAGAGCGCACUCACCAUUCAGCUCAUCCAGAACCACUUUGUGGAUGAGUAUGACCCCACAAUUGAGGACUCUUACAGGAAGCAGGUAGUGAUUGACGGGGAGACAUGCCUGCUGGAUAUCCUGGACACAGCAGGUCAGGAGGAGUACAGUGCCAUGCGGGACCAGUACAUGCGGACUGGGGAGGGCUUCCUCUGCGUCUUCGCCAUCAACAACACCAAGUCCUUUGAGGACAUCCACCAGUACAGGGAACAGAUCAAGCGGGUGAAGGACUCGGACGAUGUGCCCAUGGUUCUUGUGGGCAACAAGUGUGACCUCCCAGCAAGAACCGUGGACACUCGGCAAGCACAGGACCUGGCCCGCAGCUACGGUAUCCCCUACAUUGAGACCUCUGCCAAGACGCGCCAGGGAGUGGAAGACGCCUUCUACACUUUGGUCCGAGAGAUCCGACAACACAAACUUCGGAAACUGAAUCCGCCAGAUGAGAGCGGACAGGACUGCAUGAGCUGUCGAUGUGUGGUGUCGUGACCCAGGACAGUAAAAAAGGACAGUCUUGCAGAGCCGUGCAGCAGAAUGGACUUCCAGAGGGAUUGCAAAAAAGAACAGGAAAAAAAAGACAAGAUAAGACAGCAAGACCUCCAGCCUUUCUGUAAAAGACAUUGGAGGGGAGAGGUUCCUUGCUUGUGUCUGGACGUCCCAGUUUAAGUCCAUUUCUGCCAGAUGCACAACACCACUAAUGAUGACUGUUUUUUUUCCAUGUGUGCUAUCACUGGGCAACUUUCAUGAAUCUCAUCUAAGUUAUUAUUUUGCAGUCUUCACACUGGUCUUCUACGGACAGUACCAUACAGUGGCCCUUUUCCUCACUACAUGUAGCCCACUUCACUCCAUUUGCAAGGGCCAAACACCAGAGGCCUCUCCCCAUCUCCAAAAGUGUUCAUCUCUUAGAGUGAGUCUGGGACAGCCCCCCCCCACACCCACCAAAAAGAAAUUGCCACCGCUCCAAAAAAACUGAAGGGCCCAAAGGUGUAAAAUUAGACCCCUCCACAGAAUAGUUCCCUCAUAAACAGUGUUCAGUGUUUGUCAUUUUCAAGUAAAUGUACCCGUUUUCAGUUCAUUUAAAGAUACCUGCACAGUAUCACAUGUUAAUGUGAUGAUUAUCAUAAAGAGCUGCAAGCAGUGGUGUUGGUUUGGGUGUGGCAGCUGGUUUCUCUUCAGGCCCACUUGCCAAGAGAAAGUCACAUCUGGUCAUGGGUGGGGACAUGCGUUGGUUUGACUGAACUGCCUUCAUGACCACGGGCCUCUCUCUCUGACCCCAACACAUGCAGCCAGAGGGUUUUCUCUCAGAAGAGCUGCAAGAGACAGUUCAGGCCUCAGCACCACAACACGUUUACUGUAUGAGUUGUUGACGAAGCAGGGGAAUGAACCAGCUCUGAUUCUUAUUAAUUUGCCCUUGUGUGGAGAACAAGGGUGUAGUGAAGGGAGGUAUGAGGGAUGUUUUUCUGUGGAUCGUUCAUGCGUUGGGUUAGAUCCUCGCUUACAGGCCAGCAGAUUCAUGGACCUUGUCCCUUUUUUUAUUUUCGUCCACAGUGUGGCAUUAACAGUAGAGUGCUGUGUUGAAAUGUGGGCUUUCUUCAUUGUGGUUAUUCUUGGUUUUUGAUCUCAAUGCAUACUACUACAGGGUUUUUUUAUCAGUGUAGGAACUGGACGAGUGGACAUUGGAGACAGCCUGUGGGUUUUUUUUUUUUUUGCUUCAGCAUGUCUUAGCAUGUUAUUGAUUCACCCUCCCAAAAUCUUCAUUCAGUUUAGCAGGUGACUUAUGAUCUCAGCACCCAACCUGCCGCAACCGGUAAUAACUACUGAUGUCGGCAUUGAUCAAGGGGAUGGGCUGGCUCUGGAAAACAAGGUUCAAAGGAGUCCUGCCCUGGAUCUCAGAAUCCAGGACUGUAACUGGGUCUAGUCCACCCAACCCCCACCCCCUGACACAAAACGAUUUUUACUUCCCCUGCUCUCUCCAUGGCCAAAUUCCUUGCCCUUACAGCUCACUACAGAAAAAAUUACAACUGAGUCCCAGCGUGAAAAACUCAAAAGCCGAUUAUUUUUGAAAAAGAGUUGGCAACGCAAUGAUGAUUGCUGUUGCGGUUUUGUUUAUUGAUAGUGGAUCUGCCCUGGCGUCAUAGCUUCUCCUGUAGUUGUGGAUGGAGACUAGCUCAAUUCAGCCUAGAUUGCCUUAUCUCUAUGCUACCUUGCUUUGCCUUGCGUACAUAGUAAUGAGGAGCUGAGGGCUCCAUCCCUGCAGUCCUGUUUACCUAAAGUAGAUUGUUGGGAUGUUUUUCCAUACGGUGUAGAAAGAAUUUGCUCAUGUGGGUUAUAAGUCAAAGUUGAACUUAUACUUAAAAGGAGGAUUUUGAUCAUUAAAAGUAGAAACAAUCAUACCGUACCUUUCCUGCAGCCAAGAGGCAGUGAAGAAUUUGGCCAGGAGGGAUGUCCUGGCUGCAUGUAUGUUUGGUUUUCAUUCAAGGCAGAGAAAACAGAAGGUCCUAAGUACUCAGUUGUUACGGAUGAUUUGGAUUUGCAGCACCAGGGUGGUUAUCACUUUGAGAAUGUAGGCUCAGUGUUUUGUUUUCAGUGACUAAACUCAUUA